Molecule: messenger RNA, 2688 nt
Organism: Protopterus annectens (West African lungfish)
Lineage: Eukaryota; Metazoa; Chordata; Ceratodontiformes; Protopteridae
Gene: NEUROD2
Product: neuronal differentiation 2
Exons: 2
Coding region: 126-1217 (363 amino acids)
Biological process (GO): regulation of DNA-templated transcription; nervous system development
Molecular function (GO): protein dimerization activity
Source: RefSeq, a predicted model, not a curated record
CUCUCCUCCUUUUGGAUAGCACACUGAAGAAGCAGCAGCAGCACCUUGAGGAGCCCUAACCUACUCCCAGAAGAUGAUAGGAACAAUGAAAUAAGGGAUACUGCCAGCAGACUGUUGGAGCAAACAUGUUGACUAGACUAUUCAGUGAGACGUCCCUGAUUCCAGAAGUUCAGAAAUUUGCUAACUGGGUUGAUGAAUGUGAUGAUGAUGAAGAUGAAGACGAGGAUGAUGACGUCCCUAAAGUAAAAGAAGAAAGAAAAGGAAAAAUCUGUCAAAUACAAGAAGCUCAGAUCGAUGGUCCCUUGAGCGCAAGCAAGGAAGAUGGAGAUCUUGGAGCGGAAGAAGAAGACGAAGAGGACGACGAAGAUGGAGCUGAUGAAACAGAAGGAGAAAGACCUAAAAAACGAGGACCUAAGAAAAGAAAAAUGACCAAGGCCAGGAUGGAACGGUCAAAGCUUAGGCGUCAGAAGGCAAAUGCCAGAGAAAGGAAUCGCAUGCAUGAUUUGAAUUCGGCCCUGGACAAUCUGCGCAAAGUCGUCCCUUGUUACUCUAAGACUCAGAAAUUAUCUAAAAUUGAAACUUUGAGACUGGCCAAAAAUUAUAUCUGGGCGCUGUCUGAGAUCCUUCGCUCUGGAAAAAGACCAGAUCUGGUGUCCUAUGUUCAAACAUUAUGCAAAGGUUUAUCUCAACCAACAACUAAUUUGGUAGCUGGCUGUCUUCAGCUCAACUCUAGGAAUUUCUUAACUGAGCAAGGCCAGGACGCUGGACGGUACCACGGCCCUAAUUCAUCAUUUGCGAUGCAUCCUUAUUCCUAUCCCUGCUCCAGGUUAUCAAGUGCACAGUGCCAGUCCAGCACCAUGGCUAGCACUCAUGCCCUGAGGACACACGCCUACUGUGGCACCUAUGACUCCAUCUAUGGAAAUGCAUCUCCCGAUUACAACAGUUCAGAGUAUGACGCUCCCCUGAGCCCACCACUGUGCAUUAAUGGGAAUUUCUCCCUGAAGCAAGACUCGUCCCCAGAUCACGACAAGAACUACCACUACUCUAUGCACUACUCUUCGCUACCAAGCUCCCGACCCUCUGGGCACAACUUGGUCUUUAGCUCCUCCAGUAUGCGCAGUGGAGUCCAUUCAGAAAAUAUACUGCCUUAUGAUAUGCAUCUUCAUCAUGAUAGGGCCCCGAUGUAUGAGGAACUAAAUGCAUUUUUCCAUAAUUAACCUUUCAAGCACUGACUUACGUUUUGCACAUUGUAGUUAUCCAUGUUUUAGAUAAAUGUUUUCAGAGUUGUGCUGUCUUCUUGUAACAUGUUUUGCCACAAUGUCGGAAUUUAACAGCCUUUCAAAAGUCAGUUUACUCUAAGAAUAACGUGGGUCAGUUGGUUUUAAUGUUAAACGAUAUAAAUUGAUCUAACCAGUAAUUGGCGAAUGCACUAUGAAUACAAAAUGUUGUAACAGACCUUUCAGAGCGGAGUUAUUUUUCAUAUUUAAUAUUUCCCAGUUAUAAGGAAACCUGGCUAAACUAAUAAUUGCAGACCAGUUUGCAAAACUGUUAAAUUAAGAUAAAAUCAAAAAUGACUUUUCUGGAUAUGAAAAUUAAAUGGGUGUGUUUCAUAAUUUAGAAAAAAAUGUUACACAAAUUGUGAAGAUGUCAAAUAUUUUUUCUUGUACAAGCUACAGGAAUACUUUUAAAAUGUCACAGUUGUUCUGAAAAUUCUUAGAAAAUUACUGCAGCUAGUACCGCUAUAUUAAAAUAAUUAAAAUGAUGAAAUCUGAUUGAGAUCCAGUACAUGUAACAGUUAAUGCAGUAUGGUAACAUGGCAAAGCAAUAAAAGACAAGGAAAAUCUAUGCAAGUAGAUAUUUAACAUAGAAAAUCCAGGUGGAGAAUAAUAUAAGGACCAAGCAACUUGCAAAGGUUAAAUUGUGCACUUUUUGAAUGAACGUGAGAGAGCGUUUAAUUUUUCUGUACUUACAAUCACUUAAUUUUGUUUUGGUCCAUGUAUGUACAACACUAUUUUUUUAUGUAUGUGCCAUAGCAUUUUCUAUUUUGAAAAAAAAAAAUGGAAUACAUUGCAGUUCAUUGUGUAAUGCAUGGUAAUUCACAAAUAUGCAAAUAGUAAAUGUGGUAAUAUUAGGUCACUAUAACACAACUUUUACUAUCCUGAUGCUUUUCACAUUUGUGUGGAAUGUUCAAAGACAUCCCAUAUGAACUCAACAAUUUUUAUAAUAUGUUUACCUUGCAUUUUUUCCAGAUUAGGGCAUCCCCAGAUAUUGCUUGUGUAGUUGUUUUGAUGAGUAUUUUUGUCUAUGGAUUUUAUAUGGAUUUAUAAAUUAAGUGAACUUUGUGUCUUAUUUAAACAAAUUCACUUCUUAUAACCACAUAUUAUACCAGCAUUGUGGAUGAGUAUUCUCCUGAUAAGGUUUUAAAAUCAUACAGAUCAAGUGAAAGCAUACAGUUGGACACCAGAAGUGCUUUUUGUAUCUAUAUAGGUUACAUUUUGAGGCUGUGAAAAUGUUUAUGUAAACUAAUAUGCAAGAAAAGUACAAUCUCUUAAAUGUUUGUGAAAUCCUUCCCACAAAAAUCUACAAGAUUUGCUGAAAGUGUCUUUUUAAUUUUGACAUCUUAUAUUGUUUCUUGCACAAAUGUUUCUUUUUCUGUUCAUGUGAUAAUAAAUCAAUGCAGUUCUGACA